Molecule: messenger RNA, 3742 nt
Organism: Physella acuta
Lineage: Eukaryota; Metazoa; Mollusca; Gastropoda; Physidae
Source: RefSeq, a predicted model, not a curated record
GUUAUUUGUGUCUCAGUGGCCUAGGAUUACCAGUCGUAUAUAAGUUUUCUACAGUGUGGAAUGUAUGCCGUGUUGGAUUUGGGAUGUGAAUGCAUAAUAAAACGAAGUAGAGUGAAUCAGAGAGUUUGUUCGAAACGGAAUUUUAUUUUAACUCGGCAGAAAUAUAUGUGUGUUAAAUAGUGUUGCCAAGAAAUGACUGAAAACCAGGAGCAGCACCCAGACCUAAAAUUGACGUCACAUGUCCUUGCUACAAACAUGACGCCCACAACUGAUUUAAAAUCACCACACGAAGAAGUAGUUACCAUCACUGAGUCUGUUGAAUCUGAUAAUAAAAACCCUACAAAGAUUGCCAAACUCAGCUUCGUCUUUUUUGUUGCAUCUGUAAUUAUAAACUGGUACUACUUGGUAGUUGAGAGUAAUUUCUAUAAACAAUACAAACAAUUACCUUCAAGUGACGAAAGCAUCGAUGGCACGAUAUUCAUUUUUCUAAGCCACAACAUCGCCUAUGGAGUUAUCUGCCUGCACAUAUUCACCAACAGAUGUAUCGUAAGCAAAGUAACCACAGUGAUCGCUCCAGGUGUCUGUAUAUUUACAUCCAUCUUCUUGUUUGCGACGUUGAACCUGAUGAGUACUAAAGAAAACCAGACCAUGACACUUGAGGAUUAUGUCAUUUAUUAUAUACUGGGCAUUGCUCCACAUUAUGUUCAAUUCAUUACGGGGUUGCGGAUGGUCAUUGAAAUGUAUAAUAUCACGUGAUUAGUGAAUUGCCAUUGUAAUUGUAAUAACUGUUAAUAUUAGGAGCAUGAAUGGCAAGAUAUGUAUGUAUGCAUAUAUGGUUAUAAGUAAAAUAUAUGGAUACAAAAUAAAUACAUGUAUGUACGUGUUUAUGUGUGUGUGUGCGUGCAUUCAAACCAGACAGAAAAUGUAUGAGAACUGUCAAACCAAAAUUAAUACAUUUUUAUUUUGUUUAUAUUAAUAUUCUAAUUAAUAGUAUUGUUUAUAUUUACGAGCUAACAAACAUGUGCCUAUUGAAAAUGUGUACUAAUUUGAUAUGUAAAUAGCGAAUCUGACGUGAUGUAUUCUAAUAUAAUUUUGGUGAAGAAUCUCUUCUAGGCAGAGUGUAACACAAAAUGAUUUUAACACGCAGAAAUAUUUCUUCUCCUGAAAUUUUUAAUUUAAUUGAACGAUUUACACUAUAUCUUAUGCAACUAGUGUCGUUACAAAAACAACCUAUUUGGUUGUACCUUUUUGAGUCGACUUAUGUAAAUAAAUUCCUUACAAAUCAGUCGGCCUACAGUCUAGUAAAUUCAGUAAAGCGGGAGUGAGCCCUACUAAACUUCAUUGUACAUUCUUACACAGCAGUUAAGUUUGAGAUGGCACUUUGUGGGGAAAAAAAACACGCAAUCAUAAACGCAAACAUGAAUGCGUUUGCAUAACAAAUAACAAUAAACGAAAACAUAAACACAAAAAUAAAGAUAAAUGCAAACACAAACAUAAACGCAAACUUAUUCAGAAGCAUAAACACGAACAUUAAGAAAACAUAGAGGCGAAAAGUAUAAAAUUAAUUUGGCUAUAGGCUGUUGAAGUGGAGUCCAAAUGGAGUCCUGCCAGUUGGCGUUUUUUUAAACCAAAUCUGGAUAUUUUUAUUAAAUCUUUUUUUUUAAAGUUAGGAAAGCUACUUUCGCUUUUGGCUUCAAAACAAAUACAAGUUUUAGAAUCAGAAUUUUAUGAAUUUAGAUCUAGAAUUCGAGAUAGAUCUAGAUCUAGAAUCUAAUCUAGAUUCUAGAUCUUUCUAGAUAAAGAAUUGACUUUUCAACUUUUCAGAUUUUAAUAAAGAAUCUAAAUUCUAGAUCUAGAUCUAGACUAGAAUUUUAUUUAGAAUACAACCGACUCGUUAGAUUUAGUUUUAGUCAUUUAUUAUUUAUUUAGUACAAUAUUUAGUGGUAGGGACCGUAGUCAGUCUAAAGUUCUAAACUCUAAAGAUUUUUUUAAAGAAGAGUAAAGAACUAAAGAUUCUUUACUAAAGAAGACGUCGUAAAGUCAAGUGACCAAGUCUAAAGAAUUAAAGAACUUUAAUAAUUAGUAAUUAGAUUCUACUCUAGUGUAGUGUACUACUAACUUACUUAGUACUUAGAUCUAGUACUAAUUAAUAUUAAUUAUUAAUAGUACACUAAGUACAGUAUACUAUACACUAACAGUGACUAACACACUAAGUCUAAGUUAUAAACUGUAGAUAGAUAUUAAUAAGAUAUAGAUCUAGAAUCUAGAUCUAGUUAUAGUCAUAGUCUGAUAUAGGCCUACCAAAUCGUCAAAUAGUAUUAUUAUUUAUUUGCUAGAUCUAGGGCCUAAGUAUUUUAUUUAGAUCUAGAUCUCUGCCUUAUUUUAGUUAGACCUAGAUCUAUAAUUAAAUAAUAUAUAUAGACUAUAGAGUAUUUUCUUUUAUAGCGAACUAUAUGAAUACUUUUAUUAAUAUUAUUAUUAGGUGUUAGUAUUUAAUUUAUAUUAGUUUAGUACUUAAUAGCUAGUAGUAUUUAAGCUAGAUUUAGUAAUAAUAGAAUAAUUAGUUAGAUUUACGAUCAUUUUGUAAAAUAGAAACCUUUGGCCUUUAGACUUAACUUUUGAAUUUAGGCCCAUAAAUUUUUCUUUAGACUUUAUUUUGCUUAGAAAGUUUAGGCCUGAUUAAAUUAGUAAUUUGACCCUAUGUAUUAAUCAUAUUAUUAUAGUUAAUUAGGCCUAUAGGCCCCUAAUUUAAAUUAGGCCUAUUUAGUAAUAAAGACUUUGCCUUUAUUCAUUUUAAUAAAUAGGCCCCUAUUUUAAAUCAAUGCCAUAUUUUUAAAAAUAAUUCCUUUUCCUAGUACUUUUUCUUUUAGUACUAGAUCUAGAAGUAGAUAAACUAGAUAUUACACAGUGACAGUAGGCUAGACCUAAUAACCGUAAUUACUAAUUAGUCGUCUGCUUAGUAUAGACAAGUUAUAGUGUACCAGUAUUACUAGAUAAAAUUCUAUAUCUAGUAGUAGCUCUAGAAAUUCCAAAUUUAAUUUAAGCCCAAAGUGGGCCUAAAAUUGGAUUAAUCUAAUAAUUACUAUUAUUAGGGUCUAAUUAGUUUUAUUGUAAUAAGCUUUGUUUGGCUUUGUGUUACUGUCAUUGAGCUUUUAAUUUAACAUUGAAAAUUUAAUUCCAAGAUUUAAAAAAAAAAAAUCAGCAACUUUAAUUAAUCUAUAUAGCUAGAUUCUAGAUAUUCAUACUGUUGUACACUACAAGGCAUACUUAGUAGAAAUUAAAUAUGCUAUAAUUACAGUUUUCUGACUAUAUCACUCAGAAUAAACAGAUAUGACUAAAUAGGCCUAAUGACUACUAAUGUAUAUUACAUUGUUUUAGAAUAAUUUCUUUUGCUUUACAGUAAGCAUGUAUUUUUCGUGUCUGUGUACACUAUUUAAUAUUUAUUUUUACUGUUAAUGAAAAUAUUAUUCCACAGAUGAAGCAUGUUCCACUUGUAAUAAUAAAAAAUAAUGUCUUGUUUUUUUGACUUAGGCUAAUAAAACAGUUGUGUGGUUUACACUUAAAGUCAGUGUUGCGAAGUGAGUUUCGGUACAGGUCGAUGCUGAAUGUUACGAACAAUAGAUGACGAUCCAAUGAAGAACACAGAAUGACGCUACGAUGUUUCUAUCUUUUAUUACAUAUAAUAUCAACAGCUACAUAAACGAUAGACGGGACGACGACUUCUAGACAUCCUCACAAGACG